Molecule: messenger RNA, 3373 nt
Organism: Lutzomyia longipalpis
Lineage: Eukaryota; Metazoa; Arthropoda; Insecta; Diptera; Psychodidae
Gene: Lerp
Product: cation-independent mannose-6-phosphate receptor
Exons: 7
Coding region: 232-2643 (803 amino acids)
Biological process (GO): lysosomal transport
Cellular component (GO): trans-Golgi network
Molecular function (GO): signaling receptor activity; D-mannose binding
Source: RefSeq, a predicted model, not a curated record
UGUCACAGAAAUUUUGUUCAGUGUGGUUGAAAAACAGUGACUCAAAAAAUAAUCUAAUCGGUGAAAAAGUAUCAUAUUAUCGUGUAACAGCAAAUUUUGAUCCCAGAAGACUCUCGUAGUGUUUCUUGAGAACCACUUAGAGUGCUGAAAGAGUGAAAACUUUUGAGUUAUUUAGUGUAACGCGGGUUUUUUUGUUAGUGUGUCGAGGCCCUGAACCCCCCCGAACUUGCAAUGUUUUGCAAUUUCGCCGUAAAAUUCCUCACCUUGCUUGCCCUCCUGUCCCUCCGUGGCUGCGACGGUCUGGACAAAUUGGAGGUAACUGGGGAUGGAUGCAAAGUGACUGAACCCAUCUACAAUUCAACCUUCGACCUGGGGAGCCUCCAGUCGGAUUUGGGUCAUUCUGUGAAUCUCGGGAAGGAUAAGAUUGAAUUUAAUCUCUGUGGUGCUGUAUCGAAGAGCUGCAAUGGGACAACAGGAGUUGGUGCCUGCCUGCACGCCAAGGGCAAAGAUAAAGUGUUGGGUAUGGAGCACACCCUUAAGCUAUCAAAUGGGCGAUUCCACUUUGAUUUCUCCGGAGAGAAGUGCUCAGCCAGUAAGAAUUAUUCUCUCUCGGUGAUUCUCCAGUGCGACUACACCCCCGUAAAGGAUCCAUUCAGUGCUAAACGGAGUAGCGAUGGUUGCACAUACGUCGUAAUGUAUCGCACAAAGAUUGCAUGCACACCAACUUCCGCGAAACCACUUGACUCCUGCUCCAUACCUCUGAACUCAUUUACAACAAUCAAUCUCUACCCACUUGCAAUGGUCAAUCAUGUUGUUGACGACCGCAACGGGGGCACAUUCCUUAUAAAUAUUUGUCGACCAGUUCUCUGGGAUCUGGAUGCAAUGUGUCCACCCGGAACGGGGGUGUGCUUUGUCAAUCGCACCGAAACGGAUUUGACAAAGAGAUUCCAGAAUUUGGGGACAAUUGAUAAGCCAACGAUUGAUAAUGGUACCCCAUCGGUUAAGAUGAUCAGUCCAGAGCUCUGUUCAAGCGACACAACACGCCACGUAUCCUCAAUCAUCACCUUCCAGUGCGACAAGACGGCUCGGAUUGAGAAGAUUGAAUUCAUUGGCUAUCAAGAUUGUCAGUAUGAGUUUGUUUGGCCCACAUCGGCUGUCUGCGAAACCCUCGAACCAUGCACAGCUGUGGAUCCAAAGUCUGGCUUCAAGUAUGACCUUCGGCAGCUGUCGAAGAAGCCAUACAAUGUCACCCAUGAUAAUCACACGUACACCUUCGGGGUGUGCUCUGCCCCACUAACACCCUGCCUCGAAUCAUCCGGGGCGUGCGAAAUCUUUCCCACAGAAACCAUCGGCUUGGGUAUUGUCAAUGAUAAGCUAAUGAUUAAUCAAACUGGAGCACCUUUCCUCAAAUACUCCGGCGGGGGGAUGUGCAAGAAGAACAAGGAACCCUGGCAUACGGUAAUUGAGUUCGUGUGCGCAGAGUCGGGCAUGGAGAAGGGACCAAAGAUAAUCGAGAACACAGAUUGUCGUCUCAUCAUCCAAUUCGUAACGGAUGUCAUUUGCCAAGAAAAACAAAUCUCCUGCCAGACCACCAAUAGCUCCUUUGACUCCGUUAUUGAUCUCACCCCCCUCAUCAAGUAUACGGAAAACUACGUCGCAAACAUUAGUUCGGAGAUAAAGGGAGACAAUGCAAAGAGUCAGUACUACAUCAAUGUAUGUCGCCCACUUGUGCCACAAUAUGGACUGAGUUGCCCGGGUGGGUCUGCAAUAUGUCAGGCUACCAUUGAGAAUGGGAAGCCGGAGAGUGAGAAGAGUCUGGGGUAUCCCGAUGUAUCCCUAACUAUGGUGAACACAGCGGCUGGAUCGAGGGCACAGCUAAAGUAUUUGCGAGGAAGUGACUGUCCUGCUGAUAAGGACACCAAACUCUCCUCUGAAAUAAACUUUUCGUGUGACCCAAAAGUUGGUCGAGGAAAUCCCAUCCUAAAGACCAUAACGCACGACUGUCUUUAUGAAUUCGAAUGGGCAACCAAUGUAAUUUGCCCCACGUACAAGUGCGAAUUCUCAAAGAAGCACUGCUCCAUCCACAACGAGCAGACAGAUAGCGAUUUUGACUUGAGUGACUUGGUGAAAUCCAAUCCGAAGUUGAAUGAAAUGAAAUUCUGUGAACUCGACAAGUACCAAGUUAUGGCUGAUUAUGCUCAAGGCAGUGUGAAGGUGUUUUCGAGUACCAAACAGAAAUGCGGUGAUAUGAAUAUUGAAGUGAGACUGAAUUGCAAUGGCGAUGAGCGAAAUUCCUCAACGAAAGAUGACGCACUUUGUCAUUUGCUCAUAACUUACGAAACCCCAUCGAUUUGCGCAAUGCUCGGACUGGACCCACCUGCCCCAUCACCAUCUGUCACCACACCGAAAUCACCGGAAGUUCCAAAGGAUAAGAAUUCGGAAGAUGAUGACAAGAAGAACGGAGGUGGAAUGUCCCGGGUUGGGGUUGUGUUUAUCGUAUUGGUUGUUUUUGGUGCUCUUGGUGGUAUUGGAUUUGCCCUGAAAGAUCCUGAGAGGCGUGAAAAGGUUCUUACACUCAUACGACGCAAGAAUACCAACGUUACGUAUUCACGGGACUUCGACGAGCCCUAUUACAGCAUAUAAAUUUUAUUUUUAAGAAGUUUGAAUUUUGGUUUUUGUAUCUCAUUUACAUUUACAAUUCAAACAUUUGUUAAUUUUUUUGUUGUUGAUUAUUGUGGCUUUAGUUUUUGCUUUUUUUUCAAAAUUAUUGUGACUAAAAUAAUUUUUUUAUUAUAAAACUAAAAAAGGAAAAUUUUGAAAGUUUCUCAAAGAAGAUUCUAAAGUAAUUAUCGUAAAUUUACAGGUUUCCAAUGAAGAAGCCAGCCUUUUGAUGAAUCCAGCCACACUAACUGAAAGUGAUGAUGAACUUCUUAUUUAAUAACCUUUAAUGUGUCCUUUUAAAGCUAAAAAAUUGUUUGCAGUAUAUUCUUAGAAAUGAAUUACGUUCCUUUUUUUACCAAAAAAGAAAAUGAUAAAACACCUGUGAGAGUUAAUUUUUGUAAGAUUUCACCAAAAGAAAUUUAUAGUCAUUGUACUUAUUUGCUGUGUUAGAUAUAAAAUAACACUGGUGUAUUUUUUGAUUUAUGUAAUAUACCUACAAAUGAUACAUUUGUGAUGUUUAAAAGACGCUAUAUUACUAAAAAAAAUAAAAUGGUGUGUAUAAUGCAUUGAGAAAUGAAUUAUAAAAAUAAUUUUUAAUUAUUAAAUCAAUGAAAAUGUCUUGAAUUUGAGAUAUUUUAAGUGAUUUUUUUUCUUGUCAUGAAGAUAUUUUUAUAUUAGCUAGGCAAAUAAAGAUGGGCAAUGUGAAUGAGAA